Fibroporia radiculosa is the source of this 4119-nucleotide messenger RNA. RefSeq lists its product as uncharacterized. The transcript has 15 exons. NCBI's taxonomy places the organism in Eukaryota, Fungi, Basidiomycota, Agaricomycetes, Polyporales, Fibroporiaceae. Gene Ontology annotation, cellular component: trans-Golgi network. The record is from RefSeq and is a predicted model, not a curated record. Bases 1 to 4119 code for a protein of 1372 amino acids.
AUGGAUUCCCUCGCCUUUGGAUCUCUUGCACACAUCCAUAUACUGAUUGUACCCAUCGGAAAUAUCCACCGGGCGACGUACGAGAAAUGGGCGUCGGAAGUCAGAGGGUUUGAAACCAUCCCGCUUGAAGAUAUCCCAAUUGAUUCAAGAGAUGAUAGAGCUCGUUUUAUGCCCACCCCCCUCGCCAAGGGCCACCUGCAUCUAAACUAUCUAUCACAUCCCUCUUCGUUAUCCCACAAUGCGCUUUCCCUCUUUCGACCAUCUGAAUUUCCACUUGGAGUCAUUGGUAUUGCGUCCUGCUCUCAAUCUGAUUCGAUUUCCUCGAUCCUGACUGCAUUCGGUACGGCCAUGAGCGGCCUGCCUCUUCAAGGGUCCGCUAUUCCCGCCACUAGAAAUUGCUUUGUAUUCGAAGACAGUGAUGUCGGGCUAGACGUGGGGGACCGAUUUCCUGGUCUUGUAAUCAUCCCUGGUAUGAUGGGCAACAAGCGAGUUCACAUCGGUACGCUAAUUGCUGGGCUGUGUUCGCAAAUCCUUGGGCAGUUCGCAGCAGUGAUGCAAUCGUUAGAAACUCCCCUUGGGAAUGAGUAUCUCAACGCAUCUUUAUUCCCGAAUCUCCCUCCCUCGUCUGAAUUUCCGAAGCCACUUGAUUCAAGUGGUGGUUUUCGUGACCCUGCACCUCUCCCAGCUCGUAAUAGUCAGCCAGACCUGAGUAACGGUUCUUCGCGAUCUAAGACACCUCUUGGGGCCAAGCGGGUCUCCUCUGGUCCUGGUCUUGCUCCAAUCCGGCACGCUAGUCUCCCUCCAACACCGGCGACGACAAAGAAGCGACCAAGUGCGAUUGGAGCUGCUUCUUCUCACGGUAGGCUCUUCAAGGUGUUGGGUGACCUCUUCUUGCUCGCCGGUAGGCAUGCAGACUCAUCAGUUUGGUAUACCGAAGCUAUUGCACUGUUUAAAAACUCACAGGAUGCAGUAUGGCAUGCAUCUGCCUUGGAGGGCUUAGCCACCAUUCCGAUAGUCGAAGCAUGGUCAUCAAGUAACAGUAUGCUCAGUAGCGACAAUGAGAAGGAACCGUGGCAAGACAUUAUGGAUAAAUUGAACUACGCUCAAGGUCUUUAUCACAAGACGGCUCCUCCAUCAGAUGCAGAAGGGUCACACGUGCAUCAAACAUAUUUGUAUGCCCAAUGCGUUCUUCGUCAAGCGUCAUUACUUUUUGCAGUGUGGACUUGCAAAGGCUGGGGCUCAAAUACCUUUGCAAACAUGUUGCAUCCGGGUCCAAAUCCCUUCCUGUCCGGAGUUCCUUCUACACAUCCUGUUGCAGGUACUAAGGGAGAGACGAAUGCCGCCUCCACGUUGCCACCUAAAGCAACGUAUGCUCAUAUGGAACGACUUACGACUAUCACAGGUAUUUCCCGUGCGCAGAUCGCGGGCGUUCUGGCUCAGGUUCACGGGCCUUGGCUUCUACAUUUGGGUCCACGUGAGCGAAUCACAAUACUGCAAGCUACGGCCGGAAUGUAUGGAGCCCUGGGCUAUCUCCGCAAAGAAGCCUACAUCCUUCGCGAAACGUUGGGAUCCAUAAUGGAUCUUAUUGUAUGUGGACGUCAGGAGCAGAUUGGAAUACGGGAUUCUGGCAGCAGUUCAAUGAAUCGUGGACUCGCACAACCUGGGGCUUCUACGAGCCAAGGAACUGUCGGCAUAAGGGAAAAUCAGAGGACAGAAGGGAACGACAGUCUACUCCGAAUCGUCAAGCAUAUUUGUAGGGUACAUGGCGUCGAUCUCGAGACCGUACGAUUGGUCGAUGUCAGCGCCGUUUCGCAAGCGACGUCAAGACAAGACCGUGAUAUGACCGAUGACGUAUCCAAUGCGGACGAUGAUGAUCUAUCAGAGUUACCGCAGGAGCCUUUUGGCUGGCCUGAGCUCCAGAUCGGGAUAGUGCGUGAGGCGAUUGCGGUAGCAGAAGCAUUGCCUGACUAUCCUUCCGUUGCCCAGUUCUCAUUGUCUUCGUUGAAAAUGCUUCAUCCGGUCAUGAGUCAGAGUGACCAGUUUCAUUUUUAUCACACGGCUACUCGUGCCCUGGCGACCGCGAUUCGUAGGGGAGACAGACGGACCGUGGAAUAUUGGGCUGGACGACCAGUCAUUAGCGUAGAAGUAUUAUCUUUGCCCCUCAUUCGCUUACCUCUUGAGAAGCCUUUAUCACUCAUCACAACGAAGCCCAAUAAUCCAAGCAUUAAUCCUAUUUUUAGUGGAUCCAGAGAUCCAUUUCUAUACAAUCCGCGAAAACUAAUGUCAGGACAGACGCAAAGUAUUCUCGUUCAAAACGAACGUUUUGAAGUCUCCGUCACUCUGCGAAAUCCAUUCAUCUUUGAUUUACAGCUAGAAAGUAUAGCAUUAAGCACGUCUGGCGUACGCAUUGAGUCAGAGGGCAUGCCUGUGAUCAUUCCUUCAAACUCGUACCACCCUGUCACCAUUUCUGGAAGAGCACUCGAAGCCGGUACUCUUGUGAUUCGCGGAUGCACUGUGCAAGCUCCGGGCGGUGUCCCGCGCGAGUAUACUUUACCAUUGUCCUCAGAAGAGGACGACCAGCGUUUACAACGGCGAACUACAGCUUUAUUCGAGGCCGGGCGAUCCAAACGAUCGGGUCUUGAUUCUCGUCCAUGGAAAAGAGUUGAUAAGCAAGCAAAAAGGCAGAGCGCGAGGACGACAACGAUCCGCUAUCUGGAAUGCAACGUUGUUCCAGAGCAACCCCUUCUGCGUAUCAAAAGGACGUCGCUGACACAUGGAGCAGUCAUGCUCUACGAUGGUGAAACGUCAACGAUCCGGUUAACAUUUGAGAACGUAUCAUUGUUACCAAUUAACUUUCUGCGGCUUACAUUCGACGAUUCGACAAUUGCUCCUGCCCAGCAACUUCUUACCGAGGGAGAACUGUCUAUAUUCGACACGUAUGAGACGGAAUAUGACCUAAUUAGUCGGCCUGUAUUUUUCUGGGAUAGUUCCCAAGGAACACAUCAGGUAGAUCCAGGCGAAAAGACAACCGUGACUGUUAAGUGCUUCGGCAAAGUCGGCUGCACCAGUGGCGCAGUCCAUGUCUCGUAUGCAUACAUCGACCGCCACGAAGUCCCUGACAAGUCGUUGGAUAUCUUCCACUCGCGCCAGCUCUCAUACCCCGUCGUGGUGACCGUCUAUCACAUGUUAGCGUGCCAUGCGAUGGAUAUCCUAUCGUUCUCCGCUAUCACGAAUUAUGCAUCCUCGAUGCUGACUGCCGACGAUCCAGUUGCGCUCGAACGUGAAUGGGGUCAGAAAGGUGUCUGGAACGUUGACGACGCAGCGGAUUGGUGUUUGUUCACGGUAGAUGUGCGAAAUACCUAUGGUUUACCAUUUGAGGUCACGUUUGAAAGAUCACAGCCGGAUCUUGCCUCAACAACACGUUUAGUGCCGCCUGGGUCCACAUCGAGAUUGAUCCUACCUAUCAAAAAGAUAUUGUUAUCUGAGGAACACGUGUCUAGGCCCAUCCCUACACUGUCUGACAGGCAGUUUGUCGUGGCUAAGUCUGCCUUAACAUCAGCAGAAGAGAAGGCACAGCGAGAGCUAUUCUGGUAUAGGGAAGAGUUGUUCAAAGUGAUUACUGGCCGAUGGAAAGAAAGCGGCGGCACUCGUACGGGCACACUUUCUUUGCGACAACAACGGAUGACGCUGCCCAUGCUUGAGACCCUGCGCACGGAGACAGUGCGAGUGCAGAUGUCGCUAUUUUAUCGAGAUGAGGAUGGUGUAUCCAAAGACGUUGCUGUGGAUCCCACAAGGUCCAAAUAUUUCGCCUCACCUAAUGAAUUCAUGUAUUUGCGCAUCAAGGUGGUCAACAUGUCUCCACUGGAGCUGGUGCUUACCCUGAAUCUCACUUUGGAUCCUGCACAACAUGUCAUUCACCAAGGAACUCUGGUAGAUAUACCUGUAGGACGCCUUGCACAAGCCGAAUCACGAGAGACAGAGAUCCCCAUAAUAUUCGUUUCCGCCGGACAGUUCAACUUCACCUCUGACGUAUACGCGAUUACAGAUCCCAUUCAAUCUGGGAAAGUAGGAAGAGGUCAGCUGAGAACAGCAGUGAAAGUACAAGACUUUCAACCAUAG